Molecule: messenger RNA, 1579 nt
Organism: Lates calcarifer (barramundi perch)
Lineage: Eukaryota; Metazoa; Chordata; Actinopteri; Centropomidae
Exons: 2
Coding region: 62-1021 (319 amino acids)
Source: RefSeq, a predicted model, not a curated record
UUCUUACUCAUAGUGUGAGUAAGAGAAAGAGAGGGCAAUUUUGCUCCUACCCUCUUCAAUUAUGUAUUUGGACUCAAAUUUGAAAAUUGAAGUUAUAUCUUCACUUUUUGGAAAAACCCUACAACUUUAUGACCACACACAUGGGAAAACUGUUGAUGUUUUGUCUGUUGCUGAUUUUUUUUAUAACACCAUCAUCAGGAAAAGACAGGCUUAUGUGGAGGAGUUUUUCAUCAAUGAGGAACAAUUUUUUGACCCACAAUUUGACUUCGACUUCUCUAAUCUCUCUGACUCUUCUGAGUGCAGGAGAGGUGAUGAGCUGUAUGAGCGUCCAAAAGGGUGGUACCGCAUGGCAUUAAAGGUUGGCGGUAAAUAUCCAGAUGGAGACACCUGGUUGGGCACUGGUGGAUGGAGGAAUCACUCUGUACCUGGAGAAUGGCCUGUUUCCUAUCAUGGAACAAGUUUAGAUGGAGCCAAAGGCAUCAUCAGGACUCACUACAAAGCAGGAAAUGGUCAAGUGUAUGGAAGAGGAAUCUACUCAACACCUGACAUACACGUUGCUGAGAAAGAGCAAUUCGCCAAGACCUUCACAUCGAAGACAACAGGGAAAAGUUACAAAGUGAUCCUGCAAAAUCGCAUCAAUCCUAAAAAGAGAAUGAUUUGCUGGACAUCAGACUACUGGCUCAUCCGUGUUGAUGAAGGAACAUCUGACAAGGAGGAGAGACAGAUAGUCGAGAGCUCUAUUCGGCCUUACGGCAUUCUGAUCAAGGAAAUAAAUCAGCAGCGGCUCAAUUCAUUGAGUAUGCAACAAGGUGGUUCCCCAACUCAGAAACUCCACUUCAGAGGUCAUCCCCACCACCAGUCGACAUUGGUCCAUCAACUUCCUCUCCAUUCUUCUGUACGCAACCCCAGAUCCGUCGUUCAUCCUUCAUCCCACUCCCUUCAUCCCCAUCAACCAUCCCUCCAGACCCUCAAUCUAUCACUCCUACAUCGUCACCCGCCCACCUCGAUCUAUACUUUUUAAUAAGGUUGUCUAAAUCCAUAUCUUUAUUGGUGUGGUCUUUGUCAACGUUCUUGACUACAGUGUUUUAUCAGUGCUGGGCUAUAAUAUGAACAUAAAAGUUAUAACAAGCACUUUUGUUUAUAUAAUUUGUUAGUCAAGUAAUAUUAACAAUAAUAACAACAAGUGAGUAAAGGAAAACUGAAGAGAACUGUAAAAAAAAAAAUAGAGUUCUAAAUUCUCUUCAGUAUUUUAUUGGUAUUGGGCGAUUUCCUUAAGAAACUCUUCACCAGGUUUCAAGUUAAGUUUCAAGUUUUGAAACUGAUCACAGAGGUUUCCUGUGAAACCUGGGCUACAUGUAACUACACAAAACAAAAGUUACCAAUAGUACUUGUUUCUUCAGAUUUGUAGAAUACCAGCUGCAUCUACAUGCAUACAUUUUAACAAUUUAAUGCAUAUUUGAAAGGUUGUGUCAUAUCCACAUACAAUAACUCAGGCUAGCUUGGUUCUUACACCUGACAAACAUGCUUGUGAAGAGUUCAAAUGUGUUAUUGUAUAAAUAAAGACUGUAAAUGCCCUCUG